This is a messenger RNA of Elaeis guineensis (African oil palm), 1419 nucleotides long. RefSeq names its product GATA transcription factor 19. Lineage: Eukaryota; Viridiplantae; Streptophyta; Magnoliopsida; Arecales; Arecaceae. The record is from RefSeq and is a predicted model, not a curated record. Gene Ontology annotation, biological process: regulation of DNA-templated transcription. Gene Ontology annotation, molecular function: zinc ion binding; protein binding; sequence-specific DNA binding.
GCAUCAUAACAAUAUCAUCCGCCACCAAGAUUUUUUUGUAAAGCGUGCAAGUUGGGCACCUUGAGAGAACAUCACAACAAAGAUCAUCUACAUCGGAGAGAAACCAGUGGCUGUGAUUGGGUCACCACUUAACCAGGAGUGUCCCCUGCAAUCCGUUCUUUCUGCUCCUCGUUGCCACCGCUCACGCCGACGCCAGAGGCCGAUCAGGGGCACAUCUAAUGGACGGCCAGCAUGGGCUGCCGCCCAGCGACCCACCAGCUUGCGAGAAGCAGGAGAUCCCCGACGGGACGGCAGCCGCCGGCGGACCGUUGGAUCAGGACGAAGGCAUCGACGCGGCGGUGUCUCUGGUGAGCCCUACCUCGAACCAGCUCACGCUCCUCUACCAGGGGGAGGCCUACGUGUUCGAAUCCGUCUCCCCCGAAAAGGUGCAAGCUGUGUUGUUGCUAUUGGGGGGAUGUGAAAUGCCUUCUGGUUCAGCUGGCAUGGCACUACCCUGUCUGCAGGAUGAUAGGUACACAACUAUGCCAGCAAAGAGGAUUGCUUCACUAAUUAGAUUUCGAGAGAAAAGAAAGGAGAGAUGUUUCGAUAAGAAAAUUCGAUACAAUGUACGCAAGGAGGUAGCUCUCAGAAUGAAACGCCGGAAGGGGCAAUUUGCUGGGAAGACCAAUCCUGAGGAUGAGGCAUCAGCCUCCUCCAGUUGUGAUCCUGCCCAAAGUUCUAGCCAUGAUGAUAAUCCUCGAGAAAUGAAGAAUUGCCAAAACUGUGGCAUUAGUGAGAAGUUGACACCAGCAAUGCGUCGUGGACCAUCUGGUCCAAGGACUCUUUGCAAUGCUUGUGGAUUGAUGUGGGCAAAUAAGGGUACUUUGAGAAGUGUCUCUACAGCCUCCAAAAUGGGCAUCCAGAAUCCUGUCAAUCCUAAUGAGCUGCCAGGAUCUGUUGGAUCAGAAAUGAAGAGUGACAACAAGGCAGUUCUUACCUCAAAUAAUCAUGAUUCAGGUGUGACCAUCGCCGAGAUGUGAGUGCCAGAAGCUCAUAAAUAUCCACAAAGUAAUUUAUAUGAAAUUGUAGCUGUAUAUACUUCUUUGCUUUCCUUGUUGAGAGCCACACAAGGACUACCAGCAGAUGUGCAGCAUGAAAUGAAGACAUGGACACAGUUGCAAAAUUAUCAAAGCAGUUUUAUAAUAAAUAAUUUGUAGGCUGCCUUGAUCUGUAGAAAAUGCCCUACUCGUAAGGAGAAUGUUUGAGAUGGCAGAAUUUUCAAUGUCUAAGCAUACCUGAUCAAUGGCUGCACAACCUGUUUAUUCUGAAACCUACAUGGCCUGGCUGGGACUUGAUGCAAUCUCUAGAACUCAAGAUAUCCUUGAUUUUUCUGAAAUAAAGGAAUCAUAUGAUUUUGGCUAUAAAUUACAAGUAAUAAUG